AUGGCUGAAGCACGGCGGUUCGCCGACCUCCUUUAUUUCAAAUCCCUCGGGAAGCCAGCAGAGCUCUAUCCGCCUUCCAGAUCUAAACUGUCAGGCCAAAAUGCUUCUCGACUAGGGGUAGAGCGGAACAUCCACAAGCGAUGGUUGCUUAAGUCGCAUCCUGAAGCUUUCCUGGGAAAUUCGGUCGUCUCGGGUCUCCUGACUGAGAACAUUGACCGGUUCCAGAAACUCGAUGAUACAUUGAGUUCACGGCCUCUGCUUGUAAUGGCCGAGAUGGUCGACUGGAGCCAGCCUGUUAGGCCUGUGAAUAUCCCAGUCCUUGCAGCUGUAACCGGAGAGUCUGGCGAGCUUUUACGUCUCGCCCGUAUUGAGGACUCAAAGUGGAAGUGGGAUGAAGACGAACAUAGUAUUCUCCAUCUUUCUGUUAUAGAUCCGGUAGACCAGGACGAUGAGCUUAUAUGGGAAAGCGAUGGAUUACCCAUCUCCCAAGUCAAAUACGUAUCCAGCGCUGGUUCGCGAUACGAGGCCAUAAGGUGGAUCAUUGUGCAGAAGGAAACAUCUACGGUCAUUUUGCAGCCCGAGUACCAGCCUAUUCCCCUAAGCACCACCCGGAAUACCUCUUCUGGCCAAGGGCAAUCUUCUUCCCGGAUCAAGGCAAACCCAAUCUUGACUCUGUGGCACCACGAGACGGGUGGAAACGCGCACGCGGAUGUAACUUUUAACGUCCCUGCAGACAGCUCACCCCCUCAGCUCUGUGUUGUUGAUGAAUGUGGCUACUGGACACUCUGGAACAUCCAUGGCAAAUUGGGACGGACUGCGACCGCUUUACGACUAACACCAUAUAAAUGCGGUCACAUAUGGGAAGGAUCUCUAGGUGAAAUACCAGCGGUGCCUUUAUAUCCCGCCGAGGUACACGGGGCCCUCUUUAUUGGGUCAACUGAUGUGGUCAAUAUCACAAACGACCCGUUUGCUGGGUUCGAAAGCGAGCAGGGCCCAACUUUACGUUCAAGGCAUCUCCUUCUGUGGAAUAGAGAGCGUCUAAACAUCGUCGACGUUGAGGCAAACCAAGUGGUGGUCCAAGUUCCAGACUUCUCAUCCGCCACAUCAAAUUUCGGACACAUUGUCGACGUGCAGAUGAGUCCAGCAAACAGACGACACAUAUUCGUCAUGACCGAAAGGUUCAUCGUCUGGAUUGACGUCUUUCCGUUGGACACUGAAUCUGACCAGGUAUUCACGCCAUCCAUCAUCCUAACCUGCCCGCACAGCUCGGUCGCCAAGAAAGGCAUGAGAAUGAACAUCAGCCAUAUCACGACUGAUGAGCAAGACAACGUUAUGAUAGCUGUCUGCUCUUCUGAAGAUUUACAGCUCGAGUUGUUGUGGUUUACUCUCACUCCCGAGAAAGGCCUCUCCAAGUGGCACAGUCAAUUGACACAGUUGCCCAGAACAGACUCAAACAGGGCACAGUCCAAUUUCCAAACGUUCAUCUUACAUCCUGUUCUUCUAGAAUCCUUGACACCGGGGCAGGGUGUUGGGUCAUUGUAUCUAAGAAAUGGAUGUCAAUUCUACCAAGGCAUGAUCUUGGGUCAGGAUUUGAGCGUCAAAUACUGCAUCUGCUUUAGCAUUCAAGAUCCCACACUAGAGGUGACCCUUCCUACCACUCGACUGAAAUGGACACCGCAAGAUCAAAAUCGACGAUGGAGAAAGAAAAGAAUCAAACUUCUACGUCAUAUGGGAGACAAAUUCAUACUACCUGAUUCCAUGUCAUACAUGGAUAUGCAGCUACUCGAUUCCCACCCUCAGGCAAGAAGCGCAGCGCAAAAUAGAGCUCACAAGGGUAGAGAUCUCAAUGCUGCUCAUGGGCCAAUAUCGCUGAGAUUCGAUAUCAUUGCUCGACAUAUUCGAAUGUCAUUACUUCGCUAUUCAGACCAAGACUCGAAAGGCCUACCGGUUGCUCUUCUUGACAGUGUACAAGACAUUAUUCAGCAAGGACUCUCUUCAGGGAGGUUACCCCUAUUUACCUGGCUUGAGAUCAGUAACAUCCUAGAUGAGGGUGCCAUAGACCAGUCUGGGAUCAGCGAGGCCACUCAUGAAGAUCUAGAGGCUCUGGUCGCCAAAUUCAGAGAUGAAGUAGUCGUUACGCAGCUUCGAUGCAAGAGACCAGGUGCGCCGCCUCCUGCAGUCGGCUGGUGGUCCCAACCAAGGGACCAAUUAUCGAGAAUAUGGCUCGAGCCAUUGAGAGAAAAGAUGUCUAGGAAAGAACUAGCGUUGAGACAUAACUGGAUAACCGAGCUGGGAAAGGACCUUUUUCUUGCUACACAAGGCACUGCUGUGCAGGAUGUGCCUCUGUUCGGCUCUACGGCUACACAGGAAACGCAGACAGAGUCGCUCGCUCCAGCAUCUAUUCGGUCAUCCCCAUUGCCCAGCUCAAUCCCGUCCUCUUCUCCAAUCAUGAGCCGGACUCCGGACCCUGAUGCGGCCAUUCAGAGACUGCAACUGCUGGCACCCGGCGUCCAGCCAGGGAAACUAGGCGCCUCUAAGCCGGCCAGUGUCCUCUCAUACUGGCCCGCCGAGCGAGGCGUAGACCCAAGCCACUACACGUCCAGUGUGCUCCUUGCCUCGGAAAGCCAGCACGACGAGGCAAAGCAGCGGCUACAAAAGAUUGAGGCCAAGCGGCGAUCCAUGGCGGAGAAGUACAAGCGGCCAGCCAUCAUGCGCAAGGAACUACUAUCCAGCCAGGCGGAAGACAGCGGCGGUCUCCCUUCGCUACAAACAGGGCACAAACAGAUACCUAUGUCAAGCCAGGAAGUUCCUGCUUCUUCACAAAGUCAAGGAAUGGGCUUCACCAUGAGCCAGCCCGUCUCGGGUGUGUUUGGAGAUCGGAAGAAGACGAAGAAACCGAAGAAGAAGAGCGGGUUCCGGUAG
Messenger RNA from Clonostachys byssicola, 2922 nucleotides. The record is from the annotation of a GenBank genome assembly. NCBI's taxonomy places the organism in Eukaryota, Fungi, Ascomycota, Sordariomycetes, Hypocreales, Bionectriaceae.